Messenger RNA from Anas platyrhynchos (mallard), 2410 nucleotides. It is a transcript of the gene CHRNA1, whose product is annotated as cholinergic receptor nicotinic alpha 1 subunit. The record is from RefSeq and is a predicted model, not a curated record. Gene Ontology annotation, cellular component: postsynaptic membrane. Gene Ontology annotation, molecular function: transmembrane signaling receptor activity; acetylcholine-gated monoatomic cation-selective channel activity. Gene Ontology annotation, biological process: monoatomic ion transmembrane transport. Lineage: Eukaryota; Metazoa; Chordata; Aves; Anseriformes; Anatidae.
UUCUGCAGUUGCAACCAGCUGGUCUCCCUUCCUGUGAGCAAUAAGUAGCGUCUCUGCACCACAGCCUUUCUGCCAGGAAGGGGAGGAGCAGCCCUCCUGGAAAAGUGAGGAGCAAAGGCUUCCAGAAGGAAGAGGGCGAAGCUGGGGAUGCCCACGGCCGGGCUGGCCCUGUGCUACGAGCACGAGACGCGCCUCGUCGAGGACCUGUUCAGGGACUACAACAAGGUCGUGCGGCCUGUGGAGGACCACCGGGAUGCUGUUGUCGUCACGGUUGGGCUGCAGCUCAUCCAGCUUAUUAAUGUGGAUGAAGUAAAUCAGAUCGUAACAACCAACGUCCGCCUGAAGCAGCAAUGGACAGAUGUCAACCUGAAAUGGAAUCCAGAAGACUACGGUGGUGUGAAACAAAUCCGCAUCCCGUCAGAUGACAUCUGGCGCCCAGACCUUGUCCUUUACAACAAUGCAGAUGGUGAUUUUGCCAUUGUUAAAUACACCAAAGUCCUUCUGGAACACACGGGGAAGAUCACCUGGACACCUCCUGCCAUUUUUAAAAGUUACUGUGAAAUUAUAGUCACGCACUUCCCGUUUGACCAGCAGAACUGCAGCAUGAAGCUGGGAACUUGGACAUAUGAUGGUACGGUGGUGGUUAUUAACCCGGAGAGCGAUCGUCCUGACCUGAGUAACUUCAUGGAGAGUGGUGAGUGGGUGAUGAAAGACUACCGGGGCUGGAAGCACUGGGUUUACUACGCUUGCUGCCCCGACACACCCUACCUGGACAUCACAUACCACUUCCUCAUGCAGCGUCUGCCACUCUACUUCAUCGUCAAUGUCAUCAUUCCCUGCCUGCUUUUCUCAUUUUUAACUGGGUUGGUUUUUUAUCUGCCCACAGAUUCAGGUGAGAAAAUGACUCUCAGCAUCUCUGUCUUGCUGUCUCUGACUGUGUUCCUUCUGGUCAUUGUGGAGUUGAUUCCCUCCACCUCCAGCGCAGUGCCUCUGAUAGGCAAAUACAUGCUGUUUACCAUGGUGUUUGUCAUCGCUUCAAUCAUCAUUACAGUUAUCGUCAUCAACACCCACCACCGCUCCCCAAGCACCCACACCAUGCCGCACUGGGUCAGAAAGAUCUUCAUUGAUACAAUCCCAAACAUCAUGUUUUUCUCUACAAUGAAACGACCAUCCAGGGAUAAACCAGACAAAAGGAUUUUUGCAGAAGAUAUUGAUAUUUCUGAAAUUUCUGGGAAGCCAGGUCCUAUGCCUGUCAACUUCUACUCCCCACUUACCAAAAAUCCAGAUGUGAAAAAUGCUAUAGAGGGAAUCAAAUACAUUGCAGAAACGAUGAAAUCGGACCAAGAAUCCAGUAAUGCUGCGGAAGAAUGGAAGUUUGUUGCAAUGGUGAUCGAUCAUCUUCUCCUUGGUAUAUUUAUGCUAGUCUGUAUUAUUGGAACGUUAGCUGUAUUUGCUGGUCGCCUGAUUGAAUUAAAUCAGCAAGGAUGAACAUCAGAUGGAAACUAUUUGCUGCCCUGUGUCACGAAUGACUCUCCUUGUAACGUGGACUGUAACCAGCAGAAAUGUCUCGAACUCCUUGGUUAAGCACUUGAUUUUCACAUACAAACCUGAAACAACUGUUGUGUGUGACUCUACCUGCAGAAACUCUUGGUCCAGCAAAGAGGAGGGAAUGUUCCUUGUUGUGGGAAGGAUCCGCAGCCAGUUGGCUUUUGCAGUUAUUUAUUUGCUAUCCAGGCCUACGAUAAAGGACUUGCAGAGGAGGAUUUUUCACCCUCUUUUAUCAGUGAGCCCUGCUCUGUGGCCACCCAAAUAAGCUACAGACAGAGACCAAGCACACCUUGGUGCCUGCUCUCCAUUUUGAGUGAUGAAUAAUUGUGAGGGCAGCUUCAAAUUAUGAGAAUGCUCAGUGUGACAUCUUAAACACAACUCUCCAUCCUCUGCUCUGCUUAAAUAUGUCACGAGCAUCAAAGUCAGACACAGCAUCAUAAAGAAUAUUCCUAUGGAAAGCUUGAAUACUGGUUCUACUCCAUGUGGCAAAAUGAUAGGACCUCCACCCUCAAAUCGCCUGAAUUAACCAAGCUUUCUUCAAAUGUUGAGCAGCAGCUCACUCUAGUGACAAAACUGAGUAGUGCUACUUUCGUCCAAAGACCUUUGAUAUUGGAGUUGUUGUUUUUUUUUUUUUCCAGUAAAUAUUCAACCCAGGCAACAAGCUUAUGUUUGUUUCAAUAACACAGUGUGGAAGUUCCAGCAGUGCUGUCUAUUCUUCUCAAAAAUAAAUAAGCAGAGGUGGGGCAAAGAAUACAAGUUACUCAUCUUUCCGAGCUGGUUGCCCAAGCCAGUAAGACUGCUUUGCUAACAUCUGUAAAUAAUUUGCUGUGAGUUUAAUAAAAUAACUUAUGUUAAGGUUCUA